Molecule: messenger RNA, 3206 nt
Organism: Cladocopium goreaui
Lineage: Eukaryota; Dinophyceae; Suessiales; Symbiodiniaceae
Source: the annotation of a GenBank genome assembly
UCCGGCCCAUGUCGUAGCUGCCCAAAGCAGGCCAUGAAGUCUCACGAAGCGACCACCGCGGUGAACUCGGGGCGACCUUGGUCCUCGCGCAGGCCAUCUCAACCUGAAUCUGAACGCACCCCAACACCUGUGACCCGACCUGGCUCUGCGUUGCCUUGGACCUCCAAUACCACCCCAGAUCCGUCCACUCCGCGCUUGGGUUCGCCCCUGCUGUACGGAACUGUGGGAGUUCAUUCAGGUGUUCCCCCAGAUCUGGUCCUGCCAUCCGAUGGGCAACAAUCUGGUGCCCUUCGCUUGAACGGAGGGGUCUUCCGCUGUCUGCGUCCCGAUUCGGCGCGCUUCCCGAAGGAGGACUUUCUGAAGGAGGAAAUCGAUGGCCGGCCCUCCACGGCCCCAGCCACGCGAGAGGCUGCAGGACCCGUGCCGUUUCCGCACGGACCACCCCCAGGACAUGGCCCUCCUCAGUUUGGAAGGGAUGUCCGUGCCGAGGAAGACCGGCCGAGCACGGCUCCAGCCACCGGGGCUUCCGCACGGGCGACAAAGGUGAACAAGAGGAAUUUCUCUGAAUCUCAGGAAGCCGAGUUUGAAGGUGUCUUGGAAGGUGAUGAAGAGCAGGAUGGUAUCACCACCUUCUCGCAAAUCGAAGAGGACGAUGGGCCAGUGGCGUACCGCCAACAAGUUCCGUCGAAGGCCUUCAGGAACCUCUCCUUUGAAAAGAUGGCUUCCAGCCCGAUGGCUGUGGCACUGCGAAGGGUGCCCUGGCGCCCGGAGCUCUUCUUGGCCUUGAAGAAGGAGGCCUUAGACGCGCGCGAAGAUCCUAUGCUUCGGACUCUGAUGCAGCGUCUGGUGCAGUUUUCGACCCGCAAGGCCAUUGCUCAGGAGUCCUACUUCGUCUAUGCCACUUCAGGGAAGGAGGACAUUGGAGAGCAGGUCACUUUGUGGCCUCACGUUGGACGCUGCGAUGUGCGGUGGUAUGGUGAUACCAGACCACGGGCUUCCUUUGACAUGAAGCCCUCGGUGAAGCAGGCGAGCAAAGAUGCUGUAGUCUCGAGUCAUUCAGUGCUGGACACUUUGAUGCACCUGAAAUCUGUCUGCCCAGAUCAUCCGGUGGUGUUAAUCGCUGAAGUCAUUGACUUUGAUGGCAAUGGAGACGUGGACCAGCGAAAUGCCUGCAGCAUCAUGCCCGAUGAUCUGCUGCUCCGCAGCGACCUGGGCCGUUUCCUGGAUCACAUCAAACGCUCGUGUCGGCAAUACAACCAGAAAGACAAUCGGCCAAAGAGCCAAUUGAGGGACUACAUGACCGACCAGGUGUGUCCUUUCGUAGUACGCCUCAAUGAGGUGACACUCUUCCGCGGUCCUGCGGAGCAGGGCUAUCCCUUUCUGAAGGACAACCUGCAAGUCACCGUGCUACUGGUGGCAGUGCCGCACCAAAGAGCGGCACUGCAAAAGGUCUACUAUCAGACCAAGCCUCCGGUGGACUGGUACGAGCAGCUGGCCGAAUACCAGGCCCUGGUGUCACGCUUCAUCCAGCUGGCGCGAGCCAUUGAAGAUUUGUCCAAGGCCAGCCCAGAUCACAAGGCUAUGGUGGUGAUGCCAAUGCCAGGCUGCUCCUCCAAUGUCCAGCAGCCCAUUGAUGCAGUGGCCAACUGCUUGAAGCAUUGGAAACACAAUUACAGCCAUCUGCUGGAAGCCUUACACAUUUGCUGCAGGAACCGACGUGGUCCAGACAAUGUUUUGACUGCUCGCGUGCGCGCGGCGGUGAAUCUACGCGAGCGGCCUGCACCGGGGCUGGAUGCAAAUCACAGGAACAAUCCUUGGAAGCGAAAACCCAGGAUCACAAUUGACAGAGCGGUCUUGGACGACCCUUUGGAUGAGGAUGAGACUGAUGAGGCCGUAUCGCAAUUCCGAGAGAUUUCUGAACGCGCCAUUGAGUUCGGCACGGACCGACGAGGUUCCAUUCAGUGGACUUCUAAGACCUUGGUGGAUUUCAUGAGGAAGCGAAAAGAGCUGCAGAUUCAACAAGCGAAGGAUCCGGGCCCCAACACACGUCGCUCCAUGGCCUUAGCCAUGGCCACGGUGUUCCACUCGAUAAAGAACGAUGGGACGACGUCCAACAUCUUUGGCUUCUCGGAGGAUGCUUCCUCCGAUGGAGGUGACUCAGGAGCCUCGGGACUCACUGUGGCCAGUGCUGUCAGCGAGAUUGCAGCAGCAUCUCCUCCUUCCUGCAGGAGCUUGGGCUUGGAAAGAGCUGUGACAGAGGGCAAACCGCAAGCGCGUCGAAGCAGCUUGCCGACCUUGGAAGUUGCGAGGCGCUCCGAAACAGCGGUCCGCCAGGGCCUUCCCGACGAGCUGCCAGAGCCGCCCAUGCGUCGUGCCUCCACGGCCUGCGUGAGGCUUGAGAAGGAACAUAAGGAACUGGCGCUCCUGAUGCCAGAGAAGGUGCGCGAAAUGCGAGAGAUUCGCGACAGAAUGGCACGGAAGACCAUUCAAGCAAAGGCGGUGGGCAAGGUGUUGACUGACCGCAACAAGACGCCGGUGACGAACUUUGACCUGCGUAGGCGGAGUUCGCUGUCGGGUCAAAUAGGUCCUGGGGAAGACUUCAAGCUCUUUAGCGGCAAUGUACCAUCGCCCAGUGUGAGUCAAGACAUAGGCAGCAAGAAAGUGACCCUCGACCUCGCGGAAGCGCAAAGCGAAGCAGGACUCGCACGACCCGCCUCACGGAAACCAACCUUGGUGACCACCGCAAGCCUCAAAGUACGCUCGGAUACCCGAACUAGGCUACUGGAAAGAUCCAAGGAGAAACAGGAGAAACAUGAAGCCUCGACGUCUACUAGCGUGCCGCGCAAGGGGCAAUCGGUCAUGAUGCUGAGACGCGCGCAACGUCAGGCUGAUGCCUUGAAGGUCAAGAAUAAAGAGGAAACAGAAACUGCCGUGAAUGUGCGGCGGCGGGGACGUGCCGCCAUGAACUUCCAGAUGGCGAAAUUUGAUCUGCCGGUGCCUCCGGAUCGGCCCAUUGCUUCCCUUCACACCCAGUUCCGCAGGAGAAACAUGCGUGAGAACAUCAUGAUUUUCCGGGGGAGGUGUGAAGACAACCUGUCUCAAGCAGACCUUUUGGACGUGGAACUCGCCACCGCGGAGUGCGAAGGUGAAAUCAUUGAAGUCAGCCAGCAAGCCAAGAAAUACAUGAAGUGAAAAUAUCGAUAUCU